Messenger RNA from Gamsiella multidivaricata, 699 nucleotides. RefSeq lists its product as uncharacterized. The coding region runs from base 152 to 646 and encodes 164 amino acids. The transcript has a single exon. Lineage: Eukaryota; Fungi; Mortierellomycota; Mortierellomycetes; Mortierellales; Mortierellaceae. The record is from RefSeq and is a predicted model, not a curated record.
CAAAUAUGGAAUCUGAUCUCCUUUGAGCAAGCGCCGCCCAAAACAUUUCGAGUCCUUCUUCUGUACCCGACCACACCUUUUCUCACUUUACCGCAAAAGUUCACCGUUUUUAUAACUUGCGCUCAUUGCAUCGAAAUCGAAGCGGGAAAUCAUGUCAGCCCAUGGCCAUCCAGAUAUGACCAUUCGCAGCGCGAUCAACGAAAAUCAUAGCAGAGGGAGCAGCAUCAGUCUUAACAAACCAAACAACGAUACUGGCUCCAGCACCGGCGUGGAUGACAGAAUCAGUGCCUAUCACAACAGCAACAACAAGAACGACAUGGACGACAUGGACGAAUGUGUUGUUGAGGCUGAGGACAACUCUCCUUCGAGGUUCUUGUACUUGCUGAUCACUUGCCUGGCGAUCGGCGGCUUCCUCUUUGGCUACGACACUGGUGUCAUUGCCGGCGCAUUACUUCCGAUCAAAGAGGAGUUUGGGCUGAACAGCCAGGAGCAGGAGUUUGUGGUUGGAGGUAUGUCUUAUGAGAGAGUAGACCAUCAUGGACCAGAUGGAGGAUACGCCGUUUUGACUCGUUGGUUUGAGAAAAGGGCUCUCAGCAGUAUCCCUCGAUCCCAUUCCCUUAACCCACCGGUCUCCACUAUGAAUUAGACUACCAUGUUGUUGUUGUUGAUGUCACGUAGCAUCCUGUGUCACUAUGCAGC